Pyrenophora tritici-repentis Pt-1C-BFP is the source of this 999-nucleotide messenger RNA. The record is from RefSeq and is a predicted model, not a curated record. Lineage: Eukaryota; Fungi; Ascomycota; Dothideomycetes; Pleosporales; Pleosporaceae.
AUGGACAACUACACCCUGAUCGAAAAAGAUUCCUCGAUGUGCGUCGUUCCAUCGCCCACAGAUUCAUUGCUAGCCGGAUCGCCGGCUCCGGAUAGCCAGGCUCCUCCGCUCCCACACCUACCGCCGCCACCACCACCACCCGGCGGGGUACCAACCUGGGUUGCUGCCUAUGGGGCUAUUCCUCCGCCACCGCCUCCUCCUCCCCCACCACCACCACCACCUCAAGCCCCUGCUCAAAUAAACGCACUCCCCACACCAUUCUUCAAAGUCGGUACUGCAAAUCUCUUUAUUCCAGCCGUAUACUGUGAGGAUUCUUUCCACGAAGAUCUCGCCCAAAUCGUGCAUAUUGUACCAUUCAGCCGCAACGUCUACGUCACCCAAUAUGCUGCUCAUGCUACCGAUUACAAGGAAUACGAAUGGCUCCUUAAAUAUGGUUCUACAGAGCUAUGGUAUGAGAAGCCUAGCAAAACAUAUCUCAGGAAUAUCGAGACACGGGAGGUAAGCCAAUGGCUGGAUGAACUGCCCUCGCUACCGAAUGCCCGGCCUGUCAGUCUCGAGAGACCUAGGGUAUGGGCCUCGGCUGCCAUGAGAACACCAAUAGACGACGAUGUCCCGGAAUGUCUUGCCAACCAUCCCGACAAUACAUACCCUUCUCGUUCAUGUUUUCCAUGUUCGAACAAGAGAGCGACCGCAUUAGGGGCUACGUCGCUUGUUUACUGUCUCAUCCUGAGUACCUAUCAGGCUGCCGACCCUUUUGUCCACGGAUCUCACUUCCAUGGCAAGCCGAUUUACAAGCUGAUCAAAUGUGGCAGUCGCGAUGCUGCCGUUUCAGAAGCCUACUAUUCUGCCGGGGUAAACGGUUGGAACCUAGCCUUUAGCUGCGUCAUGAGGCUUGGUGAGGACUAUGAAAAGCGGGAUGGAGAAGCAAAGAAGGUCUUGCACCUCUGGUCGUUGUCCGAAGAGGACGAGGACAGAAAAAACAUCAGGACGUUCUAUUAG